This is a messenger RNA of Micropterus salmoides (largemouth bass), 1924 nucleotides long. Its product is annotated as ras-related protein ORAB-1-like. Gene Ontology annotation, molecular function: GTPase activity; GTP binding. Lineage: Eukaryota; Metazoa; Chordata; Actinopteri; Centrarchiformes; Centrarchidae. The record is from RefSeq and is a predicted model, not a curated record. The transcript has 6 exons. The coding region runs from base 318 to 929 and encodes 203 amino acids.
UAUUCCCUGUUUAUUCGCUUUAGACUUGCGGCUUUAGAACGAGUUAACAGUCUGACAACGCAUCCAUAAAACCAAGCCACCUAUUUUGUGUUAUUCCUACCGUUCCUGUCCAGCUGGCUAAUGUUAGCUGUUUCCUUGUUGGAGUUGCAGCCAUUUUGGAUUUUUACCGAGAAACAACUAACGUUAGCCGGCCGUGGUCUUGGGAGCAGUGUAAGCUAGCCACCGCUCCCGUUUUCAUACCUUAACAGCGCUGUUUAUCUGCAGACAGUGACAGACGACGUUUCACGAGGGGGGAUACACUAUACAACGAGUGAACAAUGAAUCCCGAAUAUGACUAUUUAUUCAAGCUGCUCCUGAUUGGUGACUCUGGUGUUGGAAAGUCUUGCCUUCUUCUCCGAUUUGCAGAUGACACAUACACAGAAAGUUACAUUAGCACUAUUGGUGUGGACUUCAAAAUACGAACCAUAGAACUAGAUGGAAAGACCAUUAAACUUCAGAUUUGGGAUACAGCGGGUCAGGAGAGGUUUCGUACCAUCACAUCCAGCUACUACAGAGGUGCUCAUGGUAUCAUUGUAGUGUAUGAUGUCACAGACCAGGAGUCCUUCAACAAUGUCAAACAGUGGCUACAGGAGAUCGACCGCUAUGCCAGUGAAAAUGUCAACAAGCUAUUGGUUGGGAACAAGUGUGACCUGACGACAAAGAAGGUGGUGGAUUACACAACAGCAAAGGAGUUUGCAGACUCUCUGGGCAUCCCAUUCUUGGAAACCAGCGCCAAGAACGCUACCAAUGUGGAGCAGGCCUUCAUGACCAUGGCUGCUGAAAUCAAGAAGAGGAUGGGCCCCGGUGCCACAGCCGGGGGAGGGGAUAAGCCCAAUGUGAAGCUUACCCCCGGCACUACUGUCAAGCCUUCGUCAGGAGGCUGCUGCUGAGAGAAACCACUUCCACUUUGACGGCCCCCCUCUCUCUCUGCAGGCCUGUCAGCCUGGACGCCAUUCCCCUCAAACUCCACUGUGUCCCAUCAAAGCCCCACCACAACCGGACAGGACAGGGAAGACAUGAUUCUAAACAUGUCUGUGUGAGAACAAGAUGAAGUUGCCUGUAUUUGUACUGUACAUAAUAUAGCCGCACUACCAAAAACAAAUAAAGCAUCCUUCUUGUCAUACUGUCCUGUUAUUGAUGACAAAUUCUACAGAUAGGUGAUCAUUUGACCCUGACCCCCCAAACGCCCCUUAUCUCAGACCUCUCAGAAACUACUCUUUUAUUUGGCCCUCUGUGUGCAGGUUUAUGAGAAGUGUGUGUAUGUGUGUGUGUGUGUGUGUGACAGAAUGUGUCUGUCUCUCUGCAUUCCUAGUGCGGGGUUGGUAAAUGGAUCAGUUUCAUUAAGGUUCCUGUUUGUAUGUUUCUCUUUUCUUUCAUUGAUUAUUUUGCUGUUUGUGUCAGCAUGUGUCUGUCCCUAUUGGUUUUUAUUUUUCUCACCAACCUCUGCACAGCAGUGUCUCACAGUCCAGCAUCUAAAGUCUAGUGCAACAGUAUAUGUACAUAAACAUUAUGUAUAUAUUAUCUCAUAUCUGACUCACCAGUUCUGUGUUCAAUACGUUAUUGGGAUAGUCUUGACUCUUUAUCUCUGCAUUAAAUUUAUGGCUGAAGACAGCGAAGUUUGUUGCCCAACAUGUAACACUUGGAAAAUGUAACAACUGAAAAUAAAUAUUGUACAACCAGACUGUAUGGAAUGGGAGGAGCUGUCUGCGAUUCUUGAUAUGAUGUGUAGAAAACCUGUUGGAAUUAAUUUAUUCUACAUUUGGCAUAUCUGCUGCCAGUAGGGUCUGUUUGCCAAUUGCUGUGUAAUAUCAGUACACAAUUGCAUAUAUAAAAUACAAUGUUCUUGUUUUCAUAAUAAAGGCAACUGAAUUCAGUUUGAAAGGAA